AUGGCAAAUGCAAAUUAUAAUAAUGCCCGUAAAUAUGAUAAUAGAACUUACAACAAUAAUACAAAUAAUAGAAAACCUGUGAGCGCAACCAAACCUAGUAAUAAUGGUCCAGUAAGAAGUAAUCCAAGCGGUAAUAAUACAACAAACAAUACAAAUAAUAAUGUAAACAGUGGUAUGGCAAAAGCAGGUAUGGAUAAAUAUCAACAACGUAGUAAUGUAGCAUAUAAUAAUUAUGAUAAUACAAAAAGUAGUAAUCUUAAUAAUAAUGCAAAUAAUAAUUUAAAUAAUAAAAAAUUUAACAACGAAACACAAAUAAAAUCUAAUCCUCAUACUGAUACUAGAAUGAAUAAUACUGGUACUACUAAUAAUAGUAGUAACCCUCCCAACAAACCACAAGCCUCUACCAAUAAUAAUAAAAGUGUUAAUAAUAAUAUGAAAGAAAGUGAUAAUUUUAAAAAACCAACCGUAGGAGAAGGUACCAUAAAAACGACAUCAAAUGUGUCAACUAAUAAUACUACUAAUGAUCAUGCAAGAAAAAAUAAUAUUAAUAAUAGCAAUGUUUCUAAUGCUCAGAAAGUAUUAACACCUGAAGAAAAACAAAAAUUGAAUAGACCACCUACAGAUCCAUUUAAAGAAAAGAGAGAAGAUCAAGUGUCACAACCACAAAAACAAGCAACUGAACCAUCAAUUAAAAAAAAUGAAAAGAUCAAAAAUGUGGUACCAGAAGAACAAUCAAUAAAUAAAGAUACUAAAAAUAAAGAACAAACAAAUGAUAAAAAUGUUUCCAAUGCAAAGAAUAAAGGAGUAGAUAAUGAUGACAAAACAUUACAUAAGAAAAAAACUUUUACUGACAGAAUUAAAAGUCUCUUUAGAAAAAAAUCUACAAAAACGAAGGAAUAA
Molecule: messenger RNA, 900 nt
Organism: Plasmodium reichenowi
Lineage: Eukaryota; Apicomplexa; Aconoidasida; Haemosporida; Plasmodiidae
Exons: 1
Coding region: 1-900 (299 amino acids)
Source: RefSeq, a predicted model, not a curated record